AUAAUUGAAUAAAAAACUGUAACAUGUGAUGCGUAUGGUUGAGAAAUCUUUGCUUGACUCACAAAAACUUCAUUUAAAGAUUGCCAAAGAGGGAAAAAGAAAACAAAUGGUUACUCAGUAGUAGUGCUAUAUAUAACACGCCACCAUGCACACACGAUUUAGGAUAAAGGCAUUAAAAGCUGAAGCAAAUUCUUCUUUCUGGUAUGGCUGCCACUACUAGAGAUGCUUUGGGUGAUGAAGAAACCCAAUUCUCCUCUAUACCAAAGCAAGUGUGCCUUCUUUUCCCAAUUCCUAAGAUAGAUGAAGAAAACAAGAAGAAAGCUCCUCUUACACUGUCGCAAAGGCUGGGCUUGCCUGACUUCGUUUCUCCGGAUGUAUGGCGAGCAUCGGUGGGAGAGCUUCUGGGCACGGCAGUUCUAGUUUUCAUGUUGGACAACAUAGUUAUUUCUACCCUCGAAAGUGAUGUUAAAAUGCCAAAUUUAAUCAUGUCAAUUCUCGCUGCAAUUACGAUCACCAUUCUACUCCUUGCCGUGUUCCCGGUGUCUGGCGGCCACCUCAAUCCGGUCAUUUCCUGCUCCGCCACCCUUGUCGGAAUUAUCUCCAUGUCAAGAGCCAUAAUUUACAUUGUGGCACAGUGUAUCGGCGCUGCUUUAGGUGCACUAGCGCUCAAAGCAGUGGUCAGCAGUAGUAUUGAACAAACUUUCUCACUUGGUGGUUGCACUCUCACGGUAAUAUUACCAGGCCCAAAUGGCCCAAUUACUGUGGGCCUAGAGACGGCCCAAGCCUUUUGGCUAGAGAUCUUUUGCACAUUUGUAUUUUUAUUUGCUUCAGUUUGGAUGGCCUAUGAUCAUCGUCAAGCCAAGUCACUAGGGCUUGUCACUGUCAUGUCCAUCGUUGGGCUCGUAUUAGGCCUACUUGUGUUCAUCUCGACCACCGUCACUGGAAAAAAGGGGUACGCCGGAGCUGGGAUGAAUCCAGCGAGGUGUUUUGGAGCAGCUCUUGUUAGAGGAGGCCAUCUCUGGAAUGGACAUUGGAUAUUUUGGGUUGGGCCUGCAAUUGCUUGUUGGGCCUUCUAUUUGUACACUAAGAUCAUCCCACCACAGCAUUUCCAUGCAGAUGGUUACAAACAUGAUUUCGUUGGCGUUAUCAAGGCUUUGUUUGGAUCAGACGCUUGAUGUUCAUAUUUAUGAGAAAUAGAUGUAUUCUUGCUCGAAAGUGCUCAAUAUUGCUUAUGAUUAUAAAAUUGUGUAAAGAAACAAAGUAGUAAGUUGAAAAAACAAGAGGAAGAUAUAUAAGUUGAUCAGAUGUUUUGUGAUUCUUGCUUCUUCAUUUAGUUUGAGGUGUGACAUAUAUUUGUCACAAUAUGUAUUAACUUUCUCAGAAUACUCAGAUACUUUGUUGUUA
Molecule: messenger RNA, 1404 nt
Organism: Nicotiana tabacum (common tobacco)
Lineage: Eukaryota; Viridiplantae; Streptophyta; Magnoliopsida; Solanales; Solanaceae
Source: RefSeq, a predicted model, not a curated record